Paramecium pentaurelia is the source of this 1354-nucleotide messenger RNA. The record is from the annotation of a GenBank genome assembly. Lineage: Eukaryota; Ciliophora; Oligohymenophorea; Peniculida; Parameciidae.
AUGACAACUCCCUACAUUUAUUGGUUAAAAGAAUCAGCAUAAAUUUAAGAAUAUAGUGUUGUUGGUAUAAUUGAUGGUUCAGGAUCAAUGUGUGAGGCUUGGAAUGACUUAUGUAAAGCUUGGAAUUACUUUGUAAGUGGAUUCAAAAGUGUUUAUUGUAUUCAGUAUGAUGACACAGCUAUACUUUAAGUAAGUCCAUAAUUAACUACAUAAAAAGGAGAGGGAACAAAUAUUGAAUUAGGAUUUAGAGAAUUAAUGAAGUUGAUUAAAUCUGGUAACUUAUUACAAAAUAUUCUUAUCAUCUUUAUUACUGAUGGAAUAGGAGAACAUGAUGGAAUAGAAUAGUAUUUUGAAGAGAUGAAUAAAGAAUUUGAAUAAUUACAUUCUUAAGGAUAUUAAUUUAAAUUUCAUACAUUAGCUUUGGGAGAAGAAUUUUCACAUCCUGUUGCUGCAGAAUUGAAAAUGAUUAUUCAUAAUUCAGGAAUAUUAUCAUCAUAAAUAGAUUUAAUAUAAAACACUAAAAUUGAUUUUACCAAAGUAUUGUAAGAUAUUAAGGAUGAAGUUUUCUAUUAAAUGAUACGUGUUGAUCCAUAAUGUUAAUUGACUACAUUUACAGGACCAGUACAUAGAGUGACUCCUAAUCAAGUAUUAUUUACAAAUAGCAAUUCUAUUAGAGUUGGCGGAAAAUAAAUUAAUUUAGAUAAAGAAGGCGUAACACCAGAAGCUUUAGAUAGAUUUAUUAGAUAAAUAAUGACUAAAUUAAUGGAGUUUAAUUCAAUUGGUAAGGAUGUUAAAUAGGAAGCAAUAUAAGCAUUAUAAAUUAUUGAAAAAUUGAAAUCUAGAGUAACUUUUAAAGAAGAUGAUGAUGAAAUUAAAAAAUUUAUUGAUUAAAAUAUACAGAAAAUUGAAGAAUUUGCAACUGGAAAUUUAAAUCUAAAAGAAUUUCAACCAUUAUAAGCAGCAAAGUUUAUGCAUGAUGUAUAAGACCUUAUCAUAAGAGACAAAAAGAAAAUGUAAAGAAUUAAAAGAAAGUCUGUAGUUCAUGCUUAAUUAACUAUGCAUCCUUAAUAACCAAAAGUAAUUAUAUAAUUUAAUAAAAUAGCAAUAAGUAAAAGAUUAUUAUAAAGAAUUGGCUUUAAAAAGAUUAGAACAAUAUGAAAAACAAUUAAAUAAUUAAGAACUUUAUGAAGACUUAAAGGAAUUUGCAAAAUAAAAUAAGGUUAAGACUUUAGAUCAAAUAGUUUACUUAACAAAAACACAUGAUUUUCAAUUAAAAAACAUCAAGGAAUUUAUAUAAACUGAUGAAGAUACAGCUAUAGAUAUGAUAGAUUUAUUUUUAAUAUCCUUAGAUUGA